Rotaria sp. Silwood2 is the source of this 1107-nucleotide messenger RNA. The record is from the annotation of a GenBank genome assembly. NCBI's taxonomy places the organism in Eukaryota, Metazoa, Rotifera, Eurotatoria, Philodinida, Philodinidae.
AUGAAUAAUUUAUCUCGAUAUUAUGAUGCUUCAUUCAAGCAACGUGUUAUUGAAUAUUAUUUACAAAAUCAACCAAACGUUAGUUUCCGUUCUGUAGCCAAAUUUUUUCAUAUUCAUGGUGGUCAUGCAACAGUAAAGCGGUGGUUUGGUAGGUAUGAUGGAACAAUUUUAUCAUUACAACAACAGAAGCGUUCGGGAAGACCGUCAAUAUUGAAUCAAGAACAAAUUGAUCAAUUUAUUACACGAGUUGUUCGUUCUCAUAAUCGUAUGUCAUGUUCCAUUAAUUAUAGUAAAAUCACAAAUUUGAUUCGUCAAAAAAGAAAAUCGAAUAUUUCUAUUCGAAUAGUUCAACGUUAUGGGAAGAAGAAUGGUAUCAAACCAAAGAAAACGAUCAAGCAUACUGCUAAAGAAAUAAGCGAUGCUUCUUGUGAAAGCGUAGCAAAAUUACGUCGUAAACUUCAACGAAUAUCAAAUAAAAAAAUAAUCUUUCUUGAUGAAACUCACAUUAAAAUAAAUGAAGUACCAAGAACAACACUCGUUGCACCAGGUGAAAAACCAUAUGUAAUUGUUACCGAUUCAUCAUCAUAUGCUGCUCGUUAUGAUAUGAUUGCGGCUGUAGUUGGUGAUCAAGUGCUUCCAUCAAUUAUUUAUUCACCAACAGAUAGAAAGACAAAAAAUGUCAAAGGCAUCAACAGCAAUAUGUUGAUUGAUUUCAUCGAAAAUAUCUUAUACCCUUCAAUCAGUACACUUGAUCAUUGUCCUAUAUAUUUUGUAUUAGAUAAAUCACAUAUUCAUAACAUCUCUAAAAUUAAAGAAGCACUUGAUAAUUUCGAAUGCACGAAAUCAGUAGAAAUAUUGAUUAUACCUACUCAAGCAGCAAAACGCAUCAAUCCACUGGACAAUGCCUUGUUUCAUGAAUGGAAAGAACGAGUGAGACAACAUUCCUUACUUACUAAAGAAACUUUGGCGACAACUAUGACGAAUGAGUGGUUUAAUACAAGAAAAGACAACAUUAAACAUUAUUAUGAUCAUUGUGGUAUUACAUAUGGCCAAGAUGUAUAUAAAGAUUGUCCAUUUCCAUUAAAUCAUCAUCAUCAUUCUUCAUAA